AGCGCGGGCGCUUGUGCGGCACCAGCGGCCCUUUCUGUUGCGCGGCUGAUCACUGGCGAAGCCGACCAUAUCCUCGCCGCGCCGCCCGUGUCCGCCGCUGGAUCCCACCCCGUGCUGCCGGCCAACGAGCCGCCUCUGGAUCCCACCCGCCGCCGGCCAACGAGCCGCCUCUGGAUCCCACCCGCCGCGGGCGCCGCCGGCCAACGAGCCGCCUCUGUAUCCCACCCCGCGCCGCUGGAAGCCGGCCGCGGGCGCCGCCGGCCAACACGCCGCGGCUCGCCGCGCCUGUUCCUCGCGUCGACAAGACGGAGGGCACGCGGAGUUGGAUUUGAGGGCGCAGUUAUCUGGAAAAAUCGGACUCCUCCAUAUUUCCCACGACAACAAAAAAAUCGGACUUCCCAAAAUAUCGCAGUACCAUCGUCGCCGACAGAGAGACCACGAUUUCUCGUCGAUGGCGUCUCCUGCUGCUCGCGCCGCCGGCGACCAAGGAACCCAAACUGCUGCAGGCGCCACCGGCGAGGAGGGUAAUCCUGCUGCUAGCGCCGCAGCCACCGACGAAACGAGUCCUGGCGCACGAUCCGGCGGCACCCAACAGACCAACAAGAGAGAUCGUCUUCGUCCUGAUCCAAUCCAGGGACUCCAGAAAGACAACACAAUAUUGUUUGAUCCUCCACAAACCAGUCUUACGGGCGAGAUGUGGACUGUAAUUUUUCAACGCAAAGGGGCGGCCUUUGAAGAGGAAUUUGUUGAGCUCGACUGUGACAGGGCUUAUCUCACAUUUUACAACUUGGUUUUAAUAAAAUCAAGGAUGGGAUAUAGUCCGCGGGACUUCUUAUACUAUAAGCGAUGUGCCAAUGAUAUAGCAACCCUCAUCUCGAUUGAUUUUCUUCACCAAAUAGAAGACAUGAUGGCUGAUAACGAGGGAGAGAGGAAACUCAGAAUGGUGCUAUCAAAGGUUGAUCUGACGGAAUUGCAGGUCAGUAUAACACCAAUGAAGCGACGAAGGGGGUACAACUACAGAAAAACCUACAAAUGUACCAACAGCAGAAGAACCAGUGGAUGCAUACAAGGAAUGGCUUGCAAACUUGCAAGAAGAUCAGCCAGACACGGAAUUUAAAGAUGAUUACAGGGACGAAACCAUCAAGACAUACAAAGAAUGGUUAAGGCAGCAAGACUAUCGUCCAGACAUUUUAUCAUAUAUACAGGAUGAUGGCAGCGAUGUUGAUAAACUUUCAGAAGCGGAAAAUUGGCCAUCUCAUGCUCGCCGUAAAAAAACCAAAGGAAAUGGUUCCAGUGAAGGCCACACUAAAGGUGGACGUGGAGCAGCCAAGGGUUUAGCAGCAGCCAUGAAGAGAAUAAAGAGCGGCUCCCAGAAACUUCAAAUUAAUUUUGCAUCAAGGCUAGGAGGUCCCACCGGCCAUAACUCUCGCUCAUUUGUGGAUGAAGUUGUAAAGUUUACAAGACAAAGGGCUCCACUUAUUGGAGUCAAAAAGUGGAGUGAUAUAGAGCUUACUGUGAAAAAAUCUAUAGCCUUUGAUAUAAUGAAUCGGUGGGAUAUUCAAAACACUGAAGAUGAAAAGAAGAAGAUUUGGGCCAUAGCCAAGGAUCGGUACAAAGGAUGGCGAUCAACAUUCAGUGCUACAUACAAGGCUUACAACAAUUAUCAUGCAAGAAUGAAACACAAGCCUGAAGACUUAGACAUUGUUGAGUGGCACUACUUGAUUUUGUAUUUUGGUAGUAAUGAAUUCCUGAAGGCUAGCAAUAGGAACUCAAAAAACUGUAAACAGAAAAGGACUAAUCAUUCCAUGGGUUCUGUACCUUUCUCCAAAAUUAGCGAUGAGCAGAGAGACCCAGAAACAGGUGAAGAACCACGUGAUCUGAGUCUUUGGAUGCAUACGCACAUGAGGAAUGGGCAAUGGUCAGAUAAAGCAUCCCAGGAUGUCUAUGAUCAUGCUUGCUUGAAAGUUGCCGAAAAAGAAAGGGUUAAUUGGAUUCAUGCCAUUAUAAUUUUUCGAGUUCACUGAUCUACCAUUACAAUUCGUCAUAUUAGAACCAUACUAUUGCAAUUUCACAAAUCAUCGAAACAUGCCACUACGUACCCCUUCGCCGUGUUUUUAAUUUUUAUGGGACCAAAAUACCCUCACUCUUCUUCUUCCUCUCAUCACCUCUCUGUUCCUAUCUCC
This is a messenger RNA of Panicum virgatum (switchgrass), 2183 nucleotides long. RefSeq lists its product as uncharacterized. The transcript is spliced from 9 exons. Lineage: Eukaryota; Viridiplantae; Streptophyta; Magnoliopsida; Poales; Poaceae. The record is from RefSeq and is a predicted model, not a curated record. Bases 1347 to 2024 code for a protein of 225 amino acids.